AUGGAGGUUUUUAGGGAGGCUUUGGUGAAAAAUGAGUUAUUUGAUUUGGGAUGGGUAGGUGAUAAAUACACGUGGAGUAAUAGACAUGAAGAAAAUUCAUUUAUAAAGGAGAGAUUAGAUAGAGUGGUGGUUAAUGUUGGGUGGUCAGAUUUGUUCAAAAAUGCUGAAGUAGAAGUCAUGCAAGCUAGAAGUUCUGAUCACAAGCCAAUUAUGUUAACUGUCAUAGAAGAAGCAAGGUGUAAGAGAAAAAGAAGAUGGUUGUUCAAAUAUGAAGCCAAGUGGUCUUUAGAGGAGGAAGGUGGGGCAGUGGUGCAAGAGGCUUGGAAAAGAGUUGCUACUGAUUCAAAUAAAUUCAAAGUAAUUGAGAAAAAGCUACAGUGGUGCAGUAGAGCACUAUCUCGAUGGGAUUCAAGAAGAAAGCAAGAGGCAGCAGAAGAACUUAAGUCUAUUAAUGAAAGGCUUAAGUGGGAGCAACAGAAUGAAGGUCCUCAUAAUGUAACUAUUAUAAAAGAGUUGCAGAAGAAAUUUGGUUUGAUUAUGGAGCAGGAAGAUCUCAAAUGGAGGCAAAGAGCAAAGCAAGUGUGGCACCAGAUGGGAGAUAGAAACACCAAAUACUUCCAUGCAUGUGCUACUCAAAGAAGGAAGAGGAACUGGAUCAAGAAGAUUUCUGAUGAAGAAGGCAGAGAAUUGAUAGCUCAAGAAGACAUUUCAGAUGCUUUUACUCGGUAUUAUGCAGGAAUUUUCCAGUCUUCUAUGCCUACUGAUGAGUGUAUAGAGGACUGUCUCAAAUCUGUUGAACCAAAAGUUACUUUGAGUAUGAAUGAAGAGCUAGUCAAAGUUUUACUGUUGAAGAGAUAG
This is a messenger RNA of Carya illinoinensis, 858 nucleotides long. RefSeq lists its product as uncharacterized. The transcript has a single exon. The record is from RefSeq and is a predicted model, not a curated record. Bases 1 to 858 code for a protein of 285 amino acids. NCBI's taxonomy places the organism in Eukaryota, Viridiplantae, Streptophyta, Magnoliopsida, Fagales, Juglandaceae.